Molecule: messenger RNA, 738 nt
Organism: Schistosoma mattheei
Lineage: Eukaryota; Metazoa; Platyhelminthes; Trematoda; Strigeidida; Schistosomatidae
Source: the annotation of a GenBank genome assembly
AUGCCCGCCUUGAGCCAAGCCUCUCAAGGUUGUGGAGACGCAAAGGAUGCUGAUUUGACCUGGGUAUUUCCGCGCCGUUUUUACCACGAGAUAACACUAGGAGGAUCACACAACCAAUUCACUUUUACUGAAAGCUAUCAAAAACAGUGGCAUACCGCAAACUAUAAGGUAUUUUACGUGAUGACGGCAGAAAUAUCUAAACGGUUCGCCCUAGAAGGAGCUGAUGUUAUUGCCCCUUCUGAUAUGAUGGAUGGUCGUGUGAAAAAAAUCAAGACGGCUAUACAAAGUAUUGGUCUCAGUGGAAAGGUAGCCGUUAUGUCUUAUUCGGCCAAAUUUGCAUCUUGUUUGUACGGUCCUUUCAGAGAUGCUGCUCAAUCUGCACCUUCUUUUGGAGACCGUCGACAUUACCAGCUUCCUCCUGGUGCCAAGGGAUUGGCUCUACGUGCUGCUAUUCGCGAUGCAAACGAAGGAGCUGACUUCAUAAUGGUUAAACCUGGUCUUCCUUAUCUGGAUAUUGUAAAUGAGAUACGACAGUUGCUACCUCAUCAUCCUCUAGCAGUUUAUCAUGUUUCUGGUGAAUAUGCAAUGCUAAAACAUGCCGCAAAUGCUGGAGCUAUCGAUUUAAAGCAAGCCGCCUUAGAAUUGAUGACUGCAUUCCGUCGUGCGGGUGCAUCAAUUAUCAUAACAUAUUUAACACCGUACCUGCUGGAACUUGAUUUGUCUGAAUCAUGUAAAUAG